Messenger RNA from Pygoscelis adeliae (Adelie penguin), 2316 nucleotides. Its product is annotated as tripartite motif-containing protein 15-like. Lineage: Eukaryota; Metazoa; Chordata; Aves; Sphenisciformes; Spheniscidae. The coding region runs from base 1339 to 1716 and encodes 125 amino acids. The record is from RefSeq and is a predicted model, not a curated record. The transcript has a single exon.
CGGCUUUCUAAGGCAUUCUUUGCAAAUGCGAUUUUUUUUAUAUGCCUGUUGGGAAGCUUUCCAGUCUGUGGUUUGCAAAAGCCCACGCUCUCUGCAAGGAGUCAAUGCUGUAACUGCACCCUCUAUGCUUUUUGUUUGUUUGUUUUUUAACCAAUGUUUCUGUUGCUGCAGUUUCCCUUUUCCAUGCUUUGUGGCUUGACAUAACGUAUCAAGUUUUCAUAAGGGUAAGGGGAGUCUGUCCUCAGUACCGUCUUGUGCAGUUUACGUAUACGACAUUAUAAUUUCCUGUCCUGGUGGCCCCUCCGGUGUCCCUCGGUGUUGCUGUCUGCCAGACCAAGGUGGUGACAGCAAUUGUAAUCAGUCUUUAAUAUUAUUUUGAUUCUUGGCAUCUGACUCCACAGGGAUUCUAUCCAGGCAGGUGGGUUGUGGUUCCGCUCCAGCUGCCACUGCUGAGCUCCUCACUCACGUCACUUGCACCAGUCCCUCCAGGAGCUGGUUUUGGGGACACACACCCUCCCAGACACAGUGCCUGGCAUCCAGGACCCCCUCCUGCUCCAGCAGCUGCACUGAGACCCCACUGACUCCAGGAGCUGAGAGCACAGCCCCAGGGUGUCUGCACCACACAUCUGACUGCAGUAGCUGCCACCAAAUCCACUCGCGCUGGUCCCCCCAGUAACUAGCACUUCGCCCCUGCGGCACUCGCACCCAUGGGAUACAGAGAGAUCAUGCAAAAAGAUAGUUAAGAAAGGAUUUAUUGAGAAGGUAGGACAGACUGUGGUGAUCAGGUGCAGGGCGGGGUCAGGCAAGCGCACUGACCAGCUCCGUUUUACCCAUGACCGGUCCCUUUUAUACCCCUAUCUGCCUAUUCCUCCUCGGUUCCUCCCCAGUACCCUUCCCCUGCAUGUUCCCUCACCGCUUUUCACAGUCACACCGACCCCUGCGAGCAUCCUGGACCCCCAGGUCCAGAGGCUGACUCUGUGCCAGAGGCUGCUUAUGUCCAACCCAGGGAACAGACUAUUUUAUGGACACAAGGUGUACAUGUGGGUGGUGAGGAGCUCCUAAAGGAUGUCUCUUCUUCCAGGAGCAAAUCCAGUUGCAACUGGAGAGCCUCAGGAGAGAGAAGGGAGAACUGGAGAAACGGGAAAGGAAGGAGCAAUGGAUCUGCCAGGACUAUCUGGUAGGUGCAUGGUGCUACCGGGAAGAAGUUCGUUUGGGGAGGGUGAAGAAAGGUUGAUUCUUGGCCUUUGGAGUGGGGAGAUUGUUGUGUCCAGCUGUUGGUGCACAAUAAGCACCCUCGGAAUAACAGUCACGCUCCACACCAGAAAGUAAAAGCUGUGGAUGCUUUUAAUUGCUGCCUGUCCCCUUCCGUGGUCCCACCCUCCCUUGAGAGGAUUGUUUCUGCUUGUAAAGGAAAAAGUGAAGGCGGAGAGGCAGAAGAUUGUGCCUGAAUUUAAGCAGCUGCGACAGUACCUGGAGGAACAAGAGUGCCUGCUGCUGGCUCGGCUGGGAGAGCUGGAGAAGCAGAUUAAAUCAAGAUUGAAAGAAAAUGCUGAUAAAUUCUCCAAGAAGAUUAUUUAUCUGGAUGGCCUGAUCAAGGAGAAGGAGCGUCGGCUCUCAGGACACGAGUCCCUGCAGGUGAGGUCUGCUGAAACACCAGCGCUGUCUUGGCAAACAGCAUGUGAGGCACCAGCAAAUCAGAAACACGUGAUGGGCUAAUCUUACCUUAAUUAUCUUACUUAUUAAUCUUACCUUGCUGGUGUGUCCGUUCACUGUGUAAGGGGAACGUGAGGAAUGUGUGUGCAGGAUAAGUAACACUGAGCUGCUUCUCUUCUCUCAUCUAGGACGCUGGUGACGUUUUGAGCAGGUAUGUAUUGCUUUCUCCUUUACAUCACACUGCUGCUUUAGGGUUGCAAAGAUUCCUGCCCCAGAACAAAGCUGGAUACCUCAAAUACCAGGGGUACCCCAUUGAUGUUUAUAUUUCAGUUUUCCAGAAGCUGAUGAACCAGUAUGAGUCUACCAAGAAAGUCUAUACUUGGGGAAAUAUUUGAGGAGGACAUUUCAUUUCUAAGGUCUCUGGUUGGUUUCUCCACGACUGAUGCAUAGUGACACUAAGGCAUAGAGACCAGGGCGUAGUGCCCUUGGCUCAGGGCUUCAGCACUUGGCUGUGACGCAGGUUUGCUCUGAAGGGACAGAGUGACUGGGGGCACCAGGACCAUCACUUGUAAUAGAAAUUUAAAUGGCAAUUAGAGCAUCAGGACAGAGUAGUGACGUAGCCAAUGAGACCUGCUGUCUCUACUCUCGUUGAUGCUCUUGUGU